Messenger RNA from Blepharisma stoltei, 18030 nucleotides. The record is from the annotation of a GenBank genome assembly. NCBI's taxonomy places the organism in Eukaryota, Ciliophora, Heterotrichea, Heterotrichida, Blepharismidae.
AUGGGUAACGCAGCGACUAGCAUAGCAACUCGUGUGUCAGGUUUAACUUCUGAAGCUCUAGAAAAAGAGUUGAAGGGAGAUCUGAGCAUUCUUGGCGACCAAAAACUGUUUUUCAAUCAUGGUGCUCUAUUAAACGGGUGAGGAGGGUUAAGCCGACUGUUGCAGCUAUGUCUACGCUGGUGUAUUGAUAGCUAGAUCACUUCAAAAUGGCGCGCAUGGGUCUUGAAAAUUUUUAAAAAUUUCCAAGAUUUUUAUCAGAGCCAACCUAUGUCGACAGGGAGGAAUCGGGGGUAUCGGUUAGGCGGAUCAUCCAAAAAAUAUAGAGAUAGGCCGGAUGCAAAAAUUUGGUAUAGUGUUAGGCCGAAAAAAAAAGUAAAAAAAAUAUUUAAUGGGGUUAGGCCGAUUUUAUAUAUAUUUUUUUCCUUACUUUUUUCAGCCUAACUCGCAACAAAAUAAAUAAUUUUUUUUUCUAGGCCUAAAUCUAUUGCGAAAAAAAAAAACUUCUCGAAAAUUUUGCAUCCGCCCUAUCUCUAUUUUUUUUUUGUGAUCCGGCCUAAGCCGAUACCCCCGAUUCCUCCCUGUUGACAUAGGCCGGCUCUGAUAAAAAUAUAGGAAAAUUUUAAAAAUUUUCAAUAUCUAUGUCGCUAAAUUUUAUUAAAAAAAAGCAAUCACUACAAAAAAAUAGACAUAACUUCGUAGGUCGGCCUAUCUCCAUCUUUAUGUUAGGGUUAGGCCGACUUACAAAGUUAUGUCUAUUUUUUUAUAGUGAUAGCUUUUUUUGAUUUAAUUUAGCGACAUAGGUAUUGAAAAUUUUUAAAAUUUUCCUAUAUUUUUAUCAGAGCCGGCUUAUGUCGAUAGGGAGGAAUCGGGGAGUAUCGGCUUAGGCCGGAUCACAAAAAAAAAAUUAGACAUAGGCCAAUAUUUUUAUUUUUUUUUUUCACUCCCCCCCCUUUAAAUUGGAACAAAAUAUAGGUAAAAUUUCCACUUUUUUGGUAAAUUAACCCCUUUAAAUUGGAACAAAAUUUAAUUUUAUAAUAAAAAAUUUUUAUAUAUAUAAAUCAUAAUUUUUAUGUAAAGAGUUUUGAUAUAAUUUAAAUGUUUCUUCUUAACUAAAAUUAAAAAUUUAGAUAUAUCCUGCUCUUGUUUAAAGAAUAGAGUAUAAAGAGCAUCUUAUUUAAAUAAAUUUAUUAUCCUUAAUUGUAAAUUUUUAAAACAAUUUAAUUUUUUUUGUUUUUAAAAAAUUUUAAAAAAACCAUUUUAUUUUGUUUAAUAAAAUGAUAUUUUUUAUUUAAAUAGCUUUGAUAUAAAUUCAAUACGAAUUCUUUACAAAAAUUCAAAAAUUUACUUAUCUCUUGCUUUAUUUUAAAGAAUAGAGUAUAAAUAGCAUCUUAUUUAAACAAAAUUAGCACUUUGAUUAAUAAAUUUUCUAAAAUUUGUUUUUUUUAAUUUUUUUUUUUUUAUCAAUAAAAAUAAUAAUUUUUGUGUAAAUAGUUUUGAUACCAAUUAAUAGUGGCGUAUUAAUUAAUAUUAAAAUUUUAGUUAUAUCUUGCUUAGUUUUAAAGGAUAAAGAGUAAAUAGCAUUUUAUUAAACAAAAUUUAUUAAUCUAAUUCGAUAAAUUUUUGAAAUUUUUUUUUUUUUAAAUUUUUAUAUAUAUAUUUUUAUAUAUAUAUUUUUUUUUAUAAAAAAUUUUAUAAUGAUGUUUUUUUUAAAAAAAUUUUCUUAACCCCCCUUUAAAUUGGAACAAAGUUUUUAGUUCCAAUUUAAAGGGGGGGGGAGUUAGUAGUUUUAUCGCGAAACCCAAUAAACUAGGAAAAAUUUCUGGAAGGUUUGGCAGAAUGCUUAAGGUAUAAUCAGUUUAUAGCAAUUUUUUGCAGUGAAAAAUUAUUAUUUUAAAGUUUAUUCUGGACAAUACCUCAAGACGAUGGGUGCUUCCAUCAUUUGUAGAUCAAGACUUGGAUCAUCUAAUGGAAUAAUUUUAUUUUAUUAAGCGUAGCAAUAUUAAUUUUAAACGAAUUUUUUAUCAUAUAUAGAUUAAAGGCUUAAGGGUUAUUUCAUAUAUUCUUACAAUAUUCUUACUGUCUUUUAUUAAAUUAAUUUAUAAUUAACUACACUGACUGGCACGGGGUGCUUUUGGCUCGAAACUGAGCCAAAAGCACCCCGUGCCAGUCAGUGUAGUUCACUAUAUCUGAAAAAUAACAUAUAUAAUCGGCAUAACACGACUGUAUUUUUUUUAAGGCCUAAGUCUAGUGCUAAAAAUAAUUUUUAAAAAUACGGCCUAAAUCUAUUGCCAAAAAAACCAAAAAAAUUUCUGGCCUAGCACUAUACCAAAUUUUUGUAUCCGGCCUAUCCCGAUAAUUUUUUGGUGAGUCGGGCUAAGUCGAUACCCCCCUAUUGGGAUAGGCCGGCUCUAUAAAGAGGUUGUGAUUUAAUUCGAAAUUUUUAAAAAAUUCCAAUACCUAUGUCGCGCCAUUUUGAGGUGAUCUAGCUAUCACUACACCAUCGUAGACAUAGCUACAACAGUCGGCCUAACCCUCCUCACCCCUAUUAAACCUAGAUGACCUCAAUAAUUAUAAGGUCCCAGGUUCAUCAUCAUCUGCCUCAGCCAAGCUUGAAGACCUGAACUACAUAAAUGAAGAGCAAAUGUUGUGCAGUAUGGAAGAUAAAAGCUUUAUCAAAGAAAGGCACACAAAAGUCAUUCAAGACUUACUGAAUGAAAUUGACCUACGUAGAGUGGAAGACUCAAGCUCAGUUGAGAUGGUGAAAAAGCUACAAUACCUGAGCAGAACUUAUGAAGCUCUACUUAGAAUGGAUGAGCGUGAAAAAAGAAAAUCAAAGCCAGGAGCUUCAAAUACUAAAGAAACCCUCAGCCCAAUUGCCAUAUCAGGGCUAUCUUUUGGUCUGUCUUCUUUGUUUGGGAUAAUUAAGAUUUUGGGCUCUGACAAGCCUGAACUUUAUAAGAUUAUCAUAGAAUCUGCUUCAAGCAUAGUUUCUGGUCUUAGCCCAAUGACACUGAACGACAAAGAUCCUUCGAUCUCUCAAGUAGUUUCAUCAGUUCUUGCAUUUUUCAACUCAAUGCUAAAUCCCCCCUCUAUGGGCGAACAAAAAAAUCUAUUUAGCUCAAGGAGAGGAGUGAUUUUUGUUUUCAAACAAUUUAUAUAGAAAUUGCCCGAGGAUGGCACUAUAUUGCGCCAGCCUCGGGCCAUUUUUGGUGCGUGGAAGUCGAUGUUCUACACUCACCAAAAAUGGCCCCACACGUGGGUUCAAUUCCCGGCGUCGGGCCAUUUUUGAAUUGCCCGAGGAUGGCGCAAGAUACGCCAUUCUCGGGCAAUUAUUAUAUAUAAAUUUUUAGAAAAUUAUUUUCUAAAUAUAAAAAAAUCCCACUUCUCAAAUAUUGGAAAGCAAAUUAAUUUAAUUUGUAAAAUUUAUGUUUUAAAAGCAAUUUUUUAAAAUUAAAUAAUUUUCACUUAAAUAUCAAAGUUUUUUUUAUAAAAAAUGUUUGUUCGCUCACGAAGGGGGAGUAAGAAGAGAGCUGCCAAAUAUCCAAGAAGAAGACAUAAAUGCCUGCUAUUCUAUUCUUUUUGGGCUUUAUGUUGCUACAGGAAAUUUGUGUACCGCUUUAGUAUUAGCUUUAACAUUUGCCAAUUUUGACCCAAGUCAAGAUCAUUCUCCAAUUUAUAAACAAAUUUUUCCUAUGCUAGUGAGCUUUAACGACCUUAUGAAAAAAGCAAGUAAUUCUUUUGCUUGGGAGACUGAAAAAAAAGGGAAAGGCAUACUCCCAAUCGGUUAGAAAGACAAUUAUAAAAUAAUUCCCCUUUAUUUAGGGGGAUAGAAAUGCUUAUAAUUUUUUCCAAAUUAUAUCUUGAUGUAUGACUAAGGAUUAAAAUAAUAAAAUCUCACAAUAUUAUAUAAAUAGUGUUCUAAAACAUAAAUUUAAUAUAAAUAAAUUAGUCAAAUAAUUGUAAAUUUAAAUUUAAAAAAAAAAUUAUAUAAGUUUUAAAAAUUUUUGCUCAUUAUUAAAGUGGAGAAGUUGGAAAUCAGUAGCGACGAGCCAGAUGUAUUAAGCAGAACAAAUUAUGAUGGCUGGGGAGCCGUUCUUUCAACAGAAGCUUGGACAAAAGGGGUUCACUAUUGUGAGAUGAUUUGGACUCAAGGUUCAACUAAUAAUAUUUAUUAUGGAGCUUGUAAUGGAAAUUAUCCUAACCUCGACACGACCCCUGAAGAACAGUCAUUUGCUCUCUAUUAUAAAGCUGACGGAAGUAUGUGCAAAGGUACUACUCAAUUGUACACCUUCGAAAAAUACGUAGUUGGUGACAAAAUUGGACUUCUGCUGGAUAUGGAUGAGCGCACAGUUCUUUUCUUUCACAACGGAAAAGAAGACCCCAAAGGAGCUAUUAGAGAUCUUCCUGAAAGUAUGAAACUUUUUAUGUGCCUUGGAGGAAUUAGCAAACACAAAAUUAUUUAUAAUCCCUUAGAUAUGCCAGACAUAGCUCGCAUAAAAGUUGAAAACUAUUGGAAAAAAUUUAAGCUUGAAGAUUUAAGCAUUUACAGAGCUAUCAAAACUGGAGAAAUGGCUGAUGAUUAUCUCCAAAUGAAGCCUUUUGAGCUCACACACUAUGUUCUUAAAUCGUUUGACAUCUUAAAUGACGGUAUCAUAGAAAAAUUAGAAAAGAAAAAGGUGAAUGUUGAAAAAAGAAUGGGGUUUACCCUAGACAUCAAGAAUGAAACUGUCGAAAUUUUAGAAAAAUUGGCUUUGACUUGCAUUGAAAAGAUUCACUCACUCCCCCUCAGUGAGCGGGCAAAACCAUUGAAAAUAUCUCUAUUUUUUGCCCAAAAACCCCCUCCAUGAGGAUUUUAUUAAAAUAAAAAUUUUUUUUAUGGAAAAAAUAUUUUGAUAUGCAAGUGAUAAUUAUUAUAAUGAAAUAUCUAGCUAAUUCUGUUUAAAAACAUAUUGGGAAUUUUUUAAAUUUCAACACAUAAAAUUUUAUAUAGUGAACUACACUCACUGGCACGGGGUGCUUUUGGCUCAGUUUCGAGCCAAAAGCACCCCGUGCCAGUCAGUGUAGUUAACUAUAAUUUUAUUUUAAAAAAAUUACUCUAUAAACAAAGAAAAGUUUUUUGUUGGCUCGCGAAGGGGCGAGCCAGAAAAUAUUGAAAGAGAAUCCAAAGAAAUUUAUUCAGAAAUGCUAGUCUAUGUGCUAAAACUCACCAGAUCGCACUUAAUUGGGUCGGAUAUGAUUCCAAAUGCAACUUUAGAAAGACAGCUAACUCCCCCCUCCGUGAGUGAACAAAACCAUUGAAAAAAUCCCUAUUUUUUGCCCAAAAACCCACCCUCCGUGAGUGAGCAAAAAUAUAUUUUUAAUAGAAAAUAUUUUAUGAAAAAAAAUGAUAUAUGAGUGAUAAUUAUUAUAAUGAAAUCUUGAGCUAAUUCUGUUUAAUUUUAAACAAAUUGCUUUUUAAAACAUAAAUUUUAUAAAUCAAAUUAAUAUUUGCUUUACAAUUUUAGUAAAUUAGGAUUUUUUUAAAAUUUGAAAAAAAAAAUUUUAUAAAAAUUUAUAUAUAAAUUGUUUUAAAAAAAAAAGUAAUCCCUCUCAGUGAGUGAAAAAAAUUUUUUUUUCACUCAAGGAGGGAGGAGUAAGAACAAGAAUUAUGAAAAUCGCUAUGGAUCUAAUAACUAGUAUGCCAGGAUCCAAGGCUUCUGAGGAGGCCACAAAAAUUGUGACAUCGUGCUUUUCUGUCUUUUAUAAGGACCCACAGGAGAAAUUGUCUUAUUUAUUAGAUAGACUUAAAGAUCAAAUGGACGGAGUUGAGAUAUCAGGUAUCUUUAAAGAGCUUGAAGAUAGAAUUUUCUUAGAAAUGGCUCGACCUGACAAACUUUUCCCAGCAUUAGAACUUAUUAAUGACGAGUCUCAGCAUUUAGUGGAAACUUAUUUCAAGUACUUGAUUGAGCUUUCUUCAGAAAUUUCCAAGAAACUUGUGAAAGGAGAAGAGACCUCUGUUGGAAUUUUGAAACUUCUUGAAACAAGUCAAAUUGCUUUAUUCGGCCAAGCUGCUAAGUCUAACUUCAAAGGAAAAUGGCAAGAAAUCUUAACGAAUUACUCAUUAAGUGUUUUCCAGAACUGUGAAAAAGUUCUUAGGGUUGUGAAAGCAAAAGAAAAAGGGUCUAUAUUGUCAGAUGAACUCACAAACGCAAUCAGCAAAACCAUCCUCGCAGAUUUAUUAGAGACUCUUCUUUACAUGUUGCCUUUAACCAGAAUGAGCCUUGAUUUCUUGGCAAAAAUUUUACCAGUUUUGCAGAGCAUCACAAUAUCUCUACAACACUUUGGCUCAAAGCCAAAAAUCCUAAAUAAAGGCUGGGUUACAGUUACAACAGAUCCUUACGAAAGUAGUCACAAUUACAAUAACAAUCUUGAUAUUACCCACACUGUAAAGAUUCCUGGAGCAAGAAAAUAUUAUUUGGUCUUUGACCCUCAAUGCAAAACCGAGAAGAUUGCUGAUUGUUUAGAGCUUUGGAAAGACGAUAAAAAAGCAGAAAAGCUCUUCAUUUGAGACGGAGAUGAUUUCCCAAAGAAUGGAGAAAGAAUCGAAGUAAAUGCUCCAUAUUUAUUCUUCACAUUCCACUCAGAUCGCUCAGUCAACUAUUGGGGCUGAAAAAUUGAUAUUUUCAGUGAAAUUCCAGCUGACUAUUAUGCUAACUCACCCCUUGAGCGAAAGAAACUAUUGGAAAAAUCCCGAUAUUUUAGAUAAAACCCACCCUCCAUGAGCGAACAAAAAAUUUUUAAUAUAUAUAAUUUAUAACAAAAUUGCAUUUUAAAGCAUAUAUUUAAAUAAAUAUUUGAUUUCCAGUUUUUGCGAAUUGAGUUUUUUUAAAUUUUGAAAAAUAAAAUUUUUCUAAAACUAAUAUUUCAUUUUUUUACAAAAAUUAAUUAUCCCCUCAGUGAGCGAACAAAUCUUUUUUGUUCGCUCACGGAGAGGGAAACUAAACAAUGGCCAGAUACCACAAAAGAUGCGGCAGGAAUUAUGGUUGGGUUUAUCAGCGUAAAAUUGAUUUCAGGAGAAUUUGAGACAACACCAGAAGAUGAAAAAGUGAGAGCUUUGCUUCAAAACCCACUGCUUAAAUACGGAAUUUCUGAUAAGACUUUGUCACUUGUUAAACCUCAAAACCCUAUCCCAGAAAGUUUGAUUAGCCUUACACAGGUGCCAGGAAUUGGAGAAAAAGUUAAGCCUAAGAUGUUAAACCAGUUUAUUAGAAGCGAUCCUACUAAAAAGCUUGUAUGCAAUAAUAAAUCAGAGCUGACCUUGCAAGAGUAUAUUGACUCUUUUGGAAAAUGGGGAGAUGUAAAGUACUCAGACAAUCAGUUUGUCAACGAUUUCAUUGAAGGGAAUAGCGAAAUUGUAAGAGAUUGGAACACCCUGAAAACUUUGAGCGGAGUUAGCGAAGAAGAUUCAGCAAUUGGAAGACCAGAAUUUGAUAAAGCAGAAAGAGCUAUUUUCGCUGUUUAUCUAAUUUUCUUUGAAUUUGCUGGGACUUUCAAAAACCUUCUUCAAGAUCCUACAAGUGUUGAAUCUACAGUCAAAUACCUCGUAAAAGAUGCAGUCAACUAUAGAAAAUGGGCUGAUAAGUACAUCCAAAAAUUGAAGGAAACUGUUACCAUGACCUUUGAAGAGGUUUCUAAUUCUUCAUCUACAGUUAGUAAAACCAUCAGAAUAAACCUGAUUUUUAGGAAAUUAGAAACCCUUAUUAUCAAGCAAAAAUUUUAAUAAUUAUUAUAAUAAUAAUGAGACAUGCUAAUUCUAUAAAUUUUUUUGAUUAAAAAAAAUUAACUUACAUUAAUAAUGGAAAAAAAUUCUUGCAUGUGAAACAGGAGACAGAGUAAAGAUGUUGUAUUUAAAUGCGCUUUAUUAAUCAAUUCGGAGCAUAAUCAAGGAUUAAAUGAGCUUGGGAUUACUAAAAUAAUGAAAAAUUUUGUAGCAAAUGUAGACCAAGAAGCCAGCAUUCCUAAAAUGAAAAGAAAUGAAAGCAAAUGGAAGGAAGCCAAAGAAGAAGUUGCAGUAACUUCACGUUUAGUUGCCAUACUUGGAAGGAGUAUAAGUGAAGAAGAAAGCCGCUCAAAGAACGUUAAAGAAAUCAAAAAGAUAUCUGAAUUUAUUGUUUCUUUAUUCGAAACUCCUGCCUCAGCUGAAAAAAUUGUGGACACCAUUGAGAAAAGAAGAGCGAAAGCUAUUGCAAGAGCUCUUGGACUUUCCAGCUUACUCCCCCCUCCGUGAGCGAACAAAAAAUUUUGUUUGUUGGGGUUAAUUAUCUUUUUAAAAAAAAUUAUAUAUAAAGCUUAUAGAAUUUUUUUAUUCAAAAUUUUAAAAAAACCUCUCUUCACAAAAAUUGGAAAGCAAAUAUUAAUUUAAUUUGUAAAAUUUAUGUUUUAAAGCGCAAUUUGUGCAAAAUUAAACAGAAUUAGCUAGAGAUUUCAUUAUAUUAAUUAUCACUUAUAUAUCAAUUUUUUUUUUCAUAAAAAUUUUUGUUCGCUCAUGGAGGGCGAGUUUUUAGACAAAAAAUAGGGAUUUUUCUAAUGGUUUUGUUCGCUCACAGAGGGGGAGCUAGGAAACUUAAUGAGCUUAUCAUCUAAAAAAGAAACUUCACUAAUAAGAUUCUUUGUUGACUCUUUGAAGCAAAACAAUGUAAAAUUCCAUUAUUGGGAAAAUGUGGAAGGAAUUAAUUCAAGCCUAUUAAAGUGUGUCCAAAAGUCAUUUUAUAACAUCUAUGGAUACUUGCAGAGGGAGCUGCUCAAAUCCAAAACAGAAGCCAUAGAAAAAUCUUCAUACUCUCAUUACUUGACUGUUUUAGAUGCGUUAUGCUUUCCAUUAAAAGAGCCUGAUAAUCUUAUGAUAGUAGAGCAACAGUUCCCACUUAUCAUUUCUCUUUUAUUGAAUUGGUCUAAAGGCUAUAUAGGAGAAGAAGUUGAGACUAAACCAUUCCUUUUGGAGCAAUGCAUUACAGGAUUCAAAAUAUUGAAAGAAGCUGAUAUAUCUGACGAUGUUGAUAAAAUUCUCUUAGAAACCAGAGAAGGAGAGAGCCAGAAUCUUUAUUUAAUUAUUGAGCGCAAAAGAGCACUUCCUGUUGUAGAUUUCCAAAUCACAUCUGAAGAAAUUGAAGGAUAUGAGAAUUUAGGUCAGUUCACUCAGAAUGGAGAAUCCAAACAUAUUUUCAUCAAAAAGAGCGAGCCAAGUGCAAAAGAUCAAUUUCUGGUCAAUAUCCAGGAGAGCCUUGAAUUAGAGUACAGGACUUAUUGUGAUUUAUUAUGUGAUGAAUCAGAAGUUGAAAAGAAAUUAAGAGAAAAACUUAAAGAUAGAUUAUGCAGAGCAGCAUGGGCUGUUUAUAAGUUUUUAGUGUUUAGUGUAGUUGGCAAUGUAAGCCAAAGUAAUUCAUUUGUCAAACAGACUGUCCAAGAUUUGUUUUUGAAUUCAGUUUUUAAUGAAUUAAAAUGGGAUCAAUCGCUAUUGGAGUUGGGCAACUCAGAUCUAAAUCUUAGUGCAACAGUUUCAGGGGAGUUAUGGGUAAAUAAAAUGAACGCUAUCAAAGCUUUUAAAAAGAAUCCAAUGCAAGAAUGGAUCAGGCAGUUUAAUAAAGAUACUGAAAAACUAGAAGAAUCCUUGCUGAAGGAAACGAUUAACGAUUUAGUCGUUAAAGUUGAUCCUGCAAUGAAAGGAGUUUUAACUCCUGCUGAAAUUUCGAAACUUGAUCCGGAGUGCUCAGAACUCCUUUCAAGCCAAGAUGCUUACAAAAAUUCUAAAGGAAAUUUCGAUUUCUUUAAAUAUAUUAAUUCACUCUAUGCUAUGAAAGAUGCACUUUCUAAAGAAGAUCAGCAUUAUAUUGGCCACUCCAAGAUCUGGGCUCAAAUCCCAGAAGAUUUUGAGCAAGCAGCUUUAUCUUAUGAUUUCUGUAAUAUUGAAACAAUAUAUAAAAAUAUUGUUUCAAGUUUCAAUUCUAAACAUCAAGGAAAAUCUUUCCAACAAUUUAUUGAUCUUUUCGAGUUAACAGAAACCAAAGGUAUCGUGCAAGGCUACAAAGUUCAAGAAGAUUGCCCAGCAGAAUUCAAAAACGAGGAAGGCAAUUUAGAUUUGUAUGUAGCAAUGCAUGCAAUAGCUAAAGACAAGAAUAGGUUUUUCGAUUAUUAUCAUGAGCUAAAGUGGGCUCUUCUCCAGUAUGAUGAUCUUCCUGAUAGCUGUUUAGAAGUAUAUAAAGAAAAAAAAUCUUCAAGUGAACAUAUGACUUCUCUAUUGUGGACAAUUUAUGGGUGCUUCGGAUCAAAUACAAUUUCCAGUCUCUUAGCUCGUGAAGAAUAUCUUGAAGAGCUCCUUAAAAUUACUUUCCUGAGCAGCGCAGAAAGAAACAUUGCCCUCGGCUCUCGCAUCCUCAAAGCAGUUCUCCCAUCCCAACACUCAGCUGAAACACUAGGUGCAAUCUGGAUUAGGCUUCCUCACUUUAACCCUGAAAGCACAAGCGCCCAUUUUGUCCAAUUUUUGCUUGCUCCCCUCCAUUCUUGAUCGAACGGCUCGCCAUCGUUCGAUCAAGGAUGGGGGUUAAAAAAAUUUUAUAUAUAAUAUAAAAUAUAUAUAUAUAUUAUUUACUUAUAAAUAAGAGGGUUAAGAGUAUUUAAUAAUUAUUUUUACAGCAAAUAUUGAAUUAAUUUCAUAAAAUACCAAUUUUUUAAUAUUUUGAUUUAUUAGUUACCCUUUUAAAACUGUAUAAAUUUUAAUUUGUUCCUUAUUGAAUUAAAAUUUUUAUUUAAAUUUUAAAAAAAAAUCUCUAAUUUUUUAGAUUAUUGAGUUUUUAAGCCUAGGUUGAUGACUAAAUCACUUCGGAUGGUUGAUUCCGUAGCUUUAUGUCGUCUCAAAGUCUCUAAAAACAACUUCAUUAGGUGCAUCUUCCCAAGCUUUCGAUAACUAAUAUAUUUUUAUAAAUAUAAAAACUUGCAUGAUAUGAAAAUCGUUUCGAUCAAGGAUGGGGGUUAAUUUCCCCAAUUUUUAGGAAUUUUUACAGUCAAUCGUUCGAUCAAGGAUCGGGGGGAGCUAAAAGAAUUGGGAAAAUGGCUUAUUGGUAUGGCUUUAGAGAUCCAAAAAGCAAACUUUUCAGAUGUGGCUAUGAAGCAACUGUGCUUUUGAAAGAACUUAUAUACGUAGAAAAAUGAAGAGACGAGGUGCUCACCACAAUUAUGGAAUCCUUAAACGAUGCUUGCCAAAACUUAAAAGACGGAAAAGCACUUCCUAUGUAUCAAGUUGGAGGAAUCGAAGCUUUAGCAAUUUUCUCGAAGCAGGUUGAUAUUUUCGGGAACGAUCCAAUUGAGCUGGCUGAAGCAAAACUAAUUGAUUCUAAUAUGAAAAGAUGCAUAAUAAGAGCAAUUGAUGGGGACACAGUAGCGAUUUAUUCUCCUAUUACUGAUGAGACAGUGUCAGUUAAUAUAAAGUCCAUUGCUUAUUUAAGGACGAUUAACAACUUUAAUGCAAUGAAAAUACUUAACCAAGAUGAACUGCAAAGCAUUAAAGACUCAGUUAUCAAUUUGUGGUUUGCUUUAGUUGGCUCAGAAUUUUUGUGCUUCGAUAUGAAAUCUGAGAGAGCUGCUUCGUUCAGAACCCUUUAUGCUCACUUAAUUCCUCUGCUAAAUAAAUAAUGUAUUUUGAUAUUUCGAAUAAAUUUUUUAAAUGACAUUUCCAUGUAUUUUUAAAAUUAAUAAUGCUGAAAAGUCAUUGAUCAGAGGGAGAAAUAGAAAACGUUAUUGUUCAUAUAAUUACACUUAUCUUAAAAAAGAAAGACAUUAGCGACAAUGAAGGGACAGACUUAUUGAGAUCCCUCAUGAAGCAUGCUAAAGCUGAAACUAAAAUCUUAGAAAAUAAAGAAAAGAUGCUACUUAUUAGACGAAUACUAUAUGCAAUCGAAGACGGAUACAUUUAUGACGACUUUACAGAUGAAGAAAUAAUGGAAAAGUUUUCGAAUGCUAGCAAUCAAACCAAAUGCCUAAUAGAAGAACUGACAAAAGAAAAUAUUCUGAUAAAGAUCAUCGCUAAGUGCCUUGACAAAGGAAUCAAGGAUAAAAAUGGGAUUUUAGAAUUUGUUGGAAAAAUAGAAGAGCCAAAAUCAAGCCUGCUAUUCAAGCUUCAGCAAACUGAAUCUUUAAACCUUGAAAUAUCUGAUAUCGCUGGAUAUGCAGAUAUUUACCAAAAUUCAAAUAGCCAAUUCGUAAUAGAAAAUAACAAUUUCGCAACAGCAAGAAAAGAAAUAACUGUAGUUCCUGACUUGUCUGUAUUCAGAAACGCUACACAGUUUGUAGAAUCUUUGACUAUUCUAGCACAGUUAGAAGGUAUUCACUAUCAAAAUCAGUUGUCAUAUGGUCUCAAACUUGGAGGAGUAGAUAUAGGAGUUAGCACAAACUCUGGAUCGCCAAGCUUUAAAGUCAAUGGUAUUGCUGUCGGCCCUGCUAAGCUUGGUGAAAUAUUGUCUGUUAGAAUUUAUUUAAAUGCAAAUGGAGAAAUCAGAAUAAUUAAUGAAAACACCAAAGAAAGCAUUAAUCUGCAGGAUGCAACUGCAUUUAAUGGUCUUCAAAUGGGAGCUUAUGGACUUUAUAUGGAAGCUGGCACAAGAGCUUCAUUGUUAACUUUUGAAGUAUAUGAUGGUAAAAACACCAAGUCUGCACCAACCAAAGUUAAUAAAUCCAAAGAUGCCGAGAUUUAUAAAACAUUCAAAGUCAUUCAAGCAUCUGAAAAUCAUGAUAGGCUAAGACUAAAGCUUUUAGGCUUGACUGAAGGCCAAAUAACUCAAGCUCUAUCAUCAGACAGAGACUUAAGGUCUAGCUUAGACUACAUUUCUCAGAAUUUCUCGAACGAUUUCCAAAAUACCAUUAGCUCUCUAAACCAAGAUGCCAUCACUGAGUUAAAACUAGUUAAAACAAUUCGUGAAGUCCCUAAUGGAUUUACAGCAGUUCCGAUCUAUGAAGAUGGCAAACAAAAAGAGUUCAAUAUUCCAAAGAGAAUGAUUUUAUGCGCUAAAAAAGAGCAGGCGACUACUGGAAAUGGUUACUCAAGCAUUGCACUAGGCACAGAAGUUAAAGAUCAUACAGAUUUAGGUAACUUUGACCCUGAAGACCAAGCCAGCGACUCUUUGACUCACAUCUGGGUAAAGCAAGGAGAAAUAGAAAAAUUCUGCAUAAAAGAUGUCAUUUACAUCAAAUCUUCUUCAAUAUACAAAAUAAAAGUACCAUUUGGCUAUAAGAUAAUUAAAGAUGGUGAAGGCAAUGAAAUAAAUCUUGGCCAUAACUUAUGAAAGAAAUCAGUCUUAUUUUUAGCUGUAAAGAUAAGUGAUACUGCUUUGAAUUGCGCGCUUACACCAUUCAAGAGGAUGAAUUCAACUAAAAUGCCACUAUGCGGAUUAUUAGAAACUGCAGAAAAUACCGAAAGAAAAGUUCAAGAAGACCAAUUCAAGGAUCUGUCUAUUCAAGAGCUCUUCAGUCACUUUUAUAAGCUUAUGGAUUCCUCAAAGCAAGCUUCAUACAAAAUUCUUGCUCUAAUGCUCAUCAAAAAAUGUCCAACCUCUAUUGCAACAAUAGCUGAGGAAUUCAGUAUCACCAAAUUAUUCUAUUUCUUAGGAAGUUCUGUGAAUAAAAUUGCUAAAACGAUUGAUACUUUACUUUCUCAAGACAAUCCGAAAUUCAAGGACACGCUUUUCAAGGACUGCCUAGAAAGGAUUCUUAGAUCCUUGAUCAACACAGAAAAGCAAGAAGGACCUCUGGCUCCAUUGACAAUUGAAAGCCACCAUCCAUAUGAUGAUAAUAUGAAUUUAGAUCAAGAAAUCAGAAUUCCUAGAGCUAAAAAGCUCAGUUUUGUGUUUGAUCCACAAUGUGACACCGAAACUGGUUGUGAUCCUUUAAGAUUUUUUAAGAAUCCAGGAUGAAUUGAUGAAAUUAAACGUUAUUCAGGAUUAGGAGAAGCAAACUGGGCUCCAUUUGAAGUAGAAGGAGAAGUUGUUUAUUUAUAUUUUCACUCUGAUGGAUCAGGCAACUGUUGGGGAUAUAAGUUUGACGUGAUUCCUGAAAGCCCAGUUUCUGCAACAGAUAAUCCUUGGCCUGCAAUUUGGAUGCUAAAUAAGAUUUCAAAAAUGGACCCAAUACCUAAAGAAUUUAUGGAACUAACGCAUCCUAGAUGUGUCCAGCCUAUUUUCUUGCAUUCUCUUUCAGCAAGCACUUUGGACUUGAAGCUUGACUCUGUAAGAAUCUUGAAUAAGAUCAUAAGAGAUCAGAAAGGCCCACUGCUCAAAAAUAUUCUUAACAUCUUGAUUGCUCAAGCAAAUGAGCUUAAUAAUGCUAUGACCGAAUAUAAAGUAGAUAAUAGUUUAAUGCAAGCAACUGCAAGGCUGUUAGAAGAUGCUUCACAUAAAUUCCAACUUACUGGAGAGGAACUUUGGUUUAUGGAAUUUUGUGAACUAGUCUCUGACAUUAAAGGUCUAAGCGAAAAGGAUGAGCUGCUAGAAACUUUCUUAUUCGAAUCAUUCAAGAAAAAGGUUACUUGCAACCUCGGAAGAAUUUAUGAGUCCAAGCAUCCUUAUAUUAGGCAAACCACAAAAGAAUUCAUCCAAAUUCCUGGUGCUUCUUUUAUUAGUAUUGUCUUCGAUUCAAAUUCAAGCCUCGACCCAAGAGACACAGCUAUUUUCAGCUAUGACGAAUAUGGUAAGAAAUUAGUCGAGGAAAAGAAAAUUGAAGCUAUAAGCGAUGCUAGAUGGAGGGAAGAGCCUUGUGGCAGGAAAGUCACUUUUUCAGAAGGAACUUCACAAGUUACCAGAGCCAAAGGUUCUGGAUGGGGCAACGCAAUUUGGUCUGAAGACUACUCUGAUGGUACAGUGAGUAUCAAAUUCAAGAUAGAAUCUGAUGGAGGCUCUGAUCAUUGAUACAUUGGUGUUUAUAGGACAGAAAAGGAUGUCCAAGAUUAUGAUCUAAAUGAGUACAUAGGAUGCGACUGUCCUCAUAAUGUAUGGAGUUGGAAAAGAACUGGAGAAGUUCACAAGAAAGAAUGGUCCAAAGAUGGGUUUGAAGGAUUUAAGCAGGGAGAUGUAAUCACAAUGUUUAUUGAUAUGAACUUAAGAGAACUGACUUUCUUUAAUGGAACUCUUGAAGUCUUCAAGUUCACGGGGAUUGCUUCUUCUGUCACCCCAGUGGUCUGCUUUGGUGCUUUAAAUCAAGUCAUAACUGUGCUUAGCGUUGAAAGAAUGGCUGGGUCAAAACCUCUUUCUGAAAGAAAAUUUGAUGUUAUAGGAGACUCAGUCUAUUUUUGGAUCCCAGUUCAUAAAACUGCUAUAUCUUCUAUAAGUGUAUAGCUCGCUAGAAAUAGAAUAGUUUAAAUAAUAGUCGUUCAUGAUUAGCAAAUCUUCUUGAAAUGGUAUAACAUUAAGCAUUUAUGGGACAGCAAUCAGAAUGGAGCUGUACUCAACGCGAAUAAAACUACUGUCACAAAGUCAACAAGUGAUAAAACUUGCCACGAAACUGAAGCUGAAAUGAGAUACGGCAAAUACUACAUCGAAGUCUCUGUAGAAUCAAAAGGAUCUGUAGGAGUUGGCUUUACCAAGAAGAGCUUGAUUAAUGCGAACACUAUUGAAGGAAGUGAGCAAACUGUAAUUUAUUAUAGUAAUGGAAAAAUUGGUAGCGCAGAGAGCGUGAGCUAUGACCAGAACGACGUCAUUGGGAGCUAUAUAGAUUUUGAUAAAAACGAAAUUGCCUUUUAUAAGAAUGAAAAAUUGCUAGACACUGUCAAAGUAGCUCUUAAUAUCGAAGACUCUGAAGACUGCUUCAAAUUUAUUGGUGUCUUAUCAGAAGAAAACCAAGUCUUAUCAAUCGGUAAUACAGGAAAAUACCCUGCUGGUAUUGAUCUUAUGAGAAUUGACUCUGAACAAGAAACUGAAUUCUGGGGCUAUAAGUUCUCUUUAACACCUAAUUUCAAAGGAAGAAAUACCAAACUCAUUGAUUCCUAUUUGAGCUUUGCAUCAGCUGAUGACAGAGAAAAUUGGAGAGAAAACUACAAGCCUACCUAUUCCAAGUUUUUCAAAAAUGGCAUAGCACAGCAGUUCAUUGAAUUCAUGGAUGGCUACCUGGAUAUCAAUAAUAUUAGUUUCUAUACUAUACUGGAAAACACUUCAUUGAAUAUUUCUCCAGAAGAGUUAAUUUAUUAUCCAGACUUACAAAAAUUAUCAGAGGCAGAGCUGUAUAAUUUGAAAGAAAUUUUGUUUAACUUCUGCUUAAGAUUCCAAAAUUACUUCUAUCUGUUCGAUUUGCACACUGAAGCAGACGAGCCAGAAAACUCUCUCAUGAAGUUUAUUAAGAAGGCCAAGAAUUAUUUAUUAUUACAAUUCAAGAAGCAAAACUUGGAAAACCAUCUUGAUGAAUCUAACACUGACUGCAGAAUUGACAUUACUAUUGAUAAAACUAAAGCACAAGAAAUAAAAGCUAAAGGGGAUGCUGAUCAUUCUGCAAUUGCUUCAAUGUUUAGUCAAAUAAGCAGAGCCUUGGAAGCAGCAGCUAAUAAAACUCUUAGACAUCCUGAAAGAAUGUUCAAUUUUGCAUACAAGCCAGAAGGAAUCCAAGAUGAUGCAGGUAAGUAUAAUGAAUUAUUGAUAGAACUUUCUAAAGAGCUUCAAUCUCCAUUACUUCCACUUUUGAUCCCAUCUCAAAAUAACGUCCUUAAUGUAGGCAAUGGAAGAGAUAAUUGAAUGAUCAAUCCAACGUCCACUCUCCCAGCUCAUAAGCACCUAUUCACCACUCUUGGAAAAUUCUUCGGUUCUGCAAUUCGUACCAAGCAAGGGCUGAGACUUUCACUCCCUAUUAUUGUAUUUAAGCAUCUUCUAUACGAAAAAACACAAAUAAAAUGGUUGACUAUCCAAACCGUCCUUUUCACACUCAGAGCGACGAAGUUCGGAAAAAGUGUCCGGGUGGGUUUUUUUACCCCUAUCGGACUCCAGAUAGGGUUUUUUUCCUGACUCAGAGACAAGGAGACUAAAGUCCAUAUGACAACCUCACACUUCUGGAAACGAAGGGUAAUGGAGACCAGAAGGAGGGUGUGGAAACAGCCAGCCACUCCCAUCUCCGGGUUAGGUCGAGCCCAGGCUGCUAGAAGUUAUCCAAGGAAAUAUCUGGGUGAGUCUCCCCGAGAGCUGGCGAUGUCACCAUUUUUUGGUCGACAAAAAAGGGCAUGAGUGCAACCCGAUGCAUAGGGCGCAAGCUUGAAGUCGGUGAAGGCGGAGAGGGGCUGAAAUAAACCCCGAACACCCAUUCUAACUAAUUAAUCUAUACGAAAACGUCACAACUGAAGAUUUAAGAGACUUUGACUUCCCACUCUACAAGUUUUUGCAUAAAUUAAGGAAUCUUGAAGCAUAUGGAAUUACUUCGGAAAACUUCGGCCAGCACAUUUCUGAGAAGUUCAUAGUAAAAUACGGUGAAGAAGUUGUGGACCUUUGUGAAGACGGAGUCAAUAUUGACGUUACUUUUGAAAAUGUUGGCCACUAUGCUGAUCUACUAGAGAAGCACAAAUUAUUUGAAAAUCCUAAAGCUUACGAUUCUAUAAGGAAAGGUAUGGCUGCUGUUGUUCCUAUUGAUAAAUUGAACCUAUUCACAGCUGCUCAACUACGUGAUCUCAUAUGCCUAAAUCAAGAAGUCAAAUUAGAAGUCCUAGAAGAAAACACCGUUUACGAGAAUUGCUGAAGAACAGAUGCGCACAUUGAAUACUUCUGGGGAGCAAUUAAAUCAUUAAAAGAAAGCGAUCAUGCCAAAUUUAUUGACUAUAUUGCUAGAAGGUCUAAGCUUAUUGAGUGGGAUUGGCCUCUUAAAUUUACAAUAGCCAAGCACAGUAAAUCUGGAGCUGUGAAUAAAUUGGCUCCUAUUGUCGACAAUGCUAUAUUCAGACUUGAGCUACCAGCUUAUACAUCUCCAGAGAUCAUGAAAGAGAAGAUCAUAUUUGCGAUUGCCCACAAUAACAAGUUUGAUUCUUUAGACAUUAAUAUUUAA